This is a messenger RNA of Jatropha curcas, 839 nucleotides long. RefSeq lists its product as hypothetical. Lineage: Eukaryota; Viridiplantae; Streptophyta; Magnoliopsida; Malpighiales; Euphorbiaceae. Gene Ontology annotation, biological process: proteasome-mediated ubiquitin-dependent protein catabolic process. Gene Ontology annotation, cellular component: cytosol; nucleoplasm. Gene Ontology annotation, molecular function: polyubiquitin modification-dependent protein binding; proteasome binding; ubiquitin binding. The record is from RefSeq and is a predicted model, not a curated record.
AUCAAAAAUCAAAGACAGUAAAGUUCUUCCAUCUCUGCAUAUAAUUAACAGCAGAGAAUCUGAAAUUCCUCUGUUCAAAAUGAUUUUCUGGGUUGAACACCAUUCAUCUAAGUACCCUAUAGAUCUUCCAAACCCAAGCAUUAAAGACAUCAAAGUAGAUAUUGCAAAAUUGCUCGACAUCGAUGUGGCCAGCCAAAAGCUAACCUAUAAUGGAAUCCACCUCGAAAAUGAUAAACUCAGAGCUGAAGAUUAUGGAAUUAAAGAUAAUGAUCACAUAUUUCUCACUGCUAGGACGGAUUACUUUUUUGAAGCAAACGGAGGGCAUCACUAUAUGAGGGUUUGGGAGGACCAAACUGUUUCAGAACUCAAGAAGGACGUAUGGGUACUGACUGGUAUUCCAGCGGAGAGGAUGGAGCUAUCUUACAUUGGAUAUAAGCUGCAAGAUGAUCAAACGGUUGGCAGUUACCAAAUUCCUGAAGAUGCUAUUAUUGAUGUUCUUGAGUGGUAUGACAUGAAGGUUAUGGGUUAUAACGGGAUUUAUAUGCUGAAAGUUCAUAAGAGAAUGACAAUUGGUCAAGUGAAGCACAAACUUCAUGUUGAAUAUGGUCUUGACCAUACAAAAAUGAGAAUCGAACGUGCCUAUGGGAAAGGUUUGUUUAGAGAUAAUGAAUAUUUAUCAUCUCAUCCUCAUCAGGUUAUAGUGGCCCUUGAUGGUGGAGCUUAAUUAGCAGAAAUUAUAAUAGAGCUUAAUAUAUAAUUAUAUGUUACUUAUUGUUAUUGAUUUGUCUCUUAAAACAAUGAAAAGAAUUAAAUGGCAUCAAGAAUCGAUAAUUUGUUUU